GGGAGCUUCGGGCAGGCGGCGGCGCCAGAGCGAGUGGAGCGCUCAGGGGUCGCGGGCGGCGGCGGCGGCGGCGUAGAGGAGGAAGGCGGCGGCGGCCCCGGCGGCGCCCCCCCGGCCGGCGCGCGGCCCGACCCGGCCCGCGCCCCCGCGGCGGCUCCGCCACCCAUCGCGCCCCCGCUCCCGGGCUCCUCCUCCGCCGCCGCCGCCAUGGCCCGGCCGCUGGUACCCAGCUCACAGAAGGCGCUGUUGCUCGAGCUCAAGGGGCUGCAGGAGGAGCCGGUGGAGGGCUUCCGGGUGACCCUGGUGGACGAGGGCGACCUGUACAACUGGGAGGUGGCCAUUUUCGGCCCCCCCAACACCUACUACGAGGGCGGCUACUUUAAGCCUGCACCCAUACUCGGCACUGAUGGGACAACAGGGCCAGCCCUUGUUGAGUCCUCCUGCUCUCUGCCCACCCCCCAGGCACGCCUCAAGUUUCCCAUCGACUACCCUUACUCCCCACCAGCCUUUCGGUUCCUGACCAAGAUGUGGCACCCCAACAUCUAUGAGACAGGGGACGUGUGCAUCUCCAUUCUCCACCCCCCAGUCGAUGACCCCCAGAGCGGUGAGCUGCCCUCGGAGCGGUGGAACCCCACCCAAAAUGUCAGGACCAUCCUCCUGAGCGUCAUCUCCCUCCUCAACGAACCAAACACCUUUUCCCCAGCUAACGUGGACGCCUCUGUGAUGUACAGGAAGUGGAAAGAGAGCAAAGGCAAGGACCGGGAGUACACAGACAUCAUCCGGAAGCAGGUCUUGGGGACCAAGGUAGACGCGGAGCGGGAUGGUGUAAAGGUGCCCACCACGCUGGCUGAGUACUGCGUGAAGACCAAGGCCCCGGCGCCCGAUGAGGGCUCGGACCUCUUCUACGAUGACUAUUACGAAGAUGCUGAGGCUGAAGCUGACAGCUGCUUUGGGGACGAUGAGGAUGACUCUGGCAACGAGGAGUCCUGACACCAUGUCCCACGCCGAAUAAACUUACAGAUUUUACCUCACCAGGCCCAGACUCUGUGGGCUCUCGGGCACCUCCUGACGCCGAGACUACCUCAGGGAGGUGGCUCCGCUCUUGCCUUGUCUCCUUGGUCUCGCUUUCCUUUUCCCAUGUUUGUUCUGGGUUUUCCUCUGCUUCAGAGAGGAGGGGCCCCGUUAGUGCUGGGCACCUGGUGGGCCUUGGGGCAAAGGUGGCCUGAGGGGCCCGGACUCCAGCCCUGUCUACUGGAGCCAGAGACUUGGGGCUCCCAGCUCAUGAGUGGACAGAUUAACUUGUCGUCACCUCUUCUCUCGGCUUUGGUUUGUUUGGAAUCUAAAUAAAACAACUUUAUGAGAAGCCCAGAGACCAACCUUUCCUUGGCCUCCCCAAGGACUACAGGGUACAGUGGCCGGGCCUGAUGCCUGCAGCACCUAAGUGCAUGGAGCCCAGGGGCAGGCCUAGCACCUGGGUGCACUCCUGAGGCUGAGGAUGGGCCCAAGGUCCUGAGCCGUAGGCUGGAAACAACCUGCCACCUCCAGCCCUCAGGUGGCUCCACCCUACUGCCUGCAGACGCUGCACCCAGUGUCACCCAAGCCUCUGACUUUAUUUCUGUGUAACUGAAAAGCCUGGAGCAAGCUGGAUCCAGGGUCCGAUGGUGACAUCAGAACAAAGGCCCGAGUGAGCCCUGGCCUGACUGGUUACUGUGGCUGGAGCCUGUCUGACCCCCAUGCAGGUGGCGGACAGGUGCACCUGGGCCCUGGCAGACCCCGUAGAGCCUACGCACUUGGUCUGCUUCCUGCUCCAUGAAUGCACCACAGCCCCAGUGCCACAAGCACAGCUUUUAUAGUUGGCCCUCACAAUUUUGUUUGUUUGUUAACAUGAAUGAUUUUCCUACAUUAAAAUGUGCAAAGUUUCA
This is a messenger RNA of Myotis myotis, 1922 nucleotides long. It is a transcript of the gene CDC34, whose product is annotated as cell division cycle 34, ubiqiutin conjugating enzyme. Bases 208 to 990 code for a protein of 260 amino acids. The record is from RefSeq and is a predicted model, not a curated record. The transcript is spliced from 5 exons. Gene Ontology annotation, biological process: protein polyubiquitination; ubiquitin-dependent protein catabolic process. Gene Ontology annotation, molecular function: ubiquitin conjugating enzyme activity. NCBI's taxonomy places the organism in Eukaryota, Metazoa, Chordata, Mammalia, Chiroptera, Vespertilionidae.